AUGAUCUACCUCCUCAAUCAUGUUGCGCGCAAGCACGUGUUCGUGAUUAAUCGUGCCCUGGAUGUCAUUGACAGCCGCAUACGGCAUGCCGCUGCCCUCGAAAAUCUCAAGCCAUUCUUGUGUCGUGCGCGUUUGGAGUUCUGCUUCAACCAUUGCGUCAAGGACUUCGCGAUGCUUGACGCGCAGAGCAUUCGUGAUGAAACGCUCGUCUGUGAUCCAUUCUGGCUUGCCGAGUUUGCGACAGAGUAUGCCGUAGAGUUUGUCGUUGCAGCCGCCCACGGCAAUGUUGGUAUUUUUGGUUUUGUAGGCGCGAUAUGGCACCACAGUUGCUUUAAUGAUAUCAGCGUCAUUUUUGCAUACCCAAAUAACAAGUGUCAACUUACCACCUGCUACUUGACAAUCACUCAAGCUCGCGUCGAUCCACUGGCCAAGUCCAGUAUCUCUUCUUGA
This is a messenger RNA of Parastagonospora nodorum SN15, 450 nucleotides long. RefSeq lists its product as hypothetical. Bases 1 to 450 code for a protein of 149 amino acids. The transcript is spliced from 2 exons. The record is from RefSeq and is a predicted model, not a curated record. Lineage: Eukaryota; Fungi; Ascomycota; Dothideomycetes; Pleosporales; Phaeosphaeriaceae.